Penicillium manginii is the source of this 1509-nucleotide messenger RNA. Its product is annotated as flavin monoamine oxidase family protein. Gene Ontology annotation, molecular function: oxidoreductase activity. Bases 1 to 1509 code for a protein of 502 amino acids. The transcript is spliced from 5 exons. NCBI's taxonomy places the organism in Eukaryota, Fungi, Ascomycota, Eurotiomycetes, Eurotiales, Aspergillaceae. The record is from RefSeq and is a predicted model, not a curated record.
AUGGCUACAACUAAGGAUGCGUACAUGUGGACACCUGAGGACGGACUUCGCCAUGGUGGCUUCGCUUGUGAAGGCGCCAUCUCCCCGCCUCAAAAGAUUAAGUCGCCCCCAAGCACCAUCUAUGAUGUGUUGAUUGUCGGCGGUGGCUAUGCUGGCCUUGCCGCUGCUCGCGAUCUCACAAACGCAGGGCGAUCUGUACUUCUUAUCGAAGGGCGUGAUCGCGUCGGUGGACGGUCUUACACCAUCGAGCAUAAUGGCUACAAAUGGGAGAUGGGUGGCACCUGGAUCUUUCAUACUCAGCCAUAUACACACCGUGAGGUGAUGCGUUACAAGAUGGACCUUAUUUGCUCGCGCGACCCUAGCCAUAAAAAUGACUUUUACUCCAUCAACGUUCCUGGGUCUAAGCGAAAUCUGUCGCACGAGGAGGCUAGCAAGAUUUCCGGGAAGGUUUGGAAACUAUUUGUCAACAUCGAUGGUGCGGAAGGCAAGAAGAUCUGUCCUUUGCCGUACCAACAAACUGGUAACGCUUGGGUCGACCGAGAGGCUGUCAAGAAGGUAGACGCCUACUCCUGCUACGACCGCUUUCAAGAGAUCAAGCACCUGCUCAAUGAGGAAGAGCAGGGCGUCUUGACUGCCAUGGUCGUUAAUCUUGCUGGAGGUAGACCAGAUAUGAAGAAUGCUGGUUACUGGGAUAUGAUACGCAGUCAUUCUAUCAACGGCCAUCAAUAUGAUCUCAUGGACGAGAUCUGGAUCAACUACAAAAUGAAGGAUGGCUCAUCUCACCUCAACCGCCAAAUCUUCAAUGAUGCUGUUGAUUGCGGGCUGGAGUACACUUUCAAGACACACGUUUCGUCCAUUGAGCAGAAGGCAAAUGGUACCCAGAUCUAUACUCGGGAUGGCCGUGUUUUCAAGGGGCGCAAGGUGCUUUGCACAGCUCCACUUAACACCCUCAAGUCCAUUAAGUUUGAACCUCCCUUUGGUAAGCUACGCGAAGAGGCCGUGGCCGCUGGUCAUAUCAACUUCAUGACCAAGUGUCAUGCCGUCGUCAAGGGCCCAGAUUUUGCAUCAUGGGCAGGUGCAAGUCACCCUAGCCCUCUGAACAUGGCGUUCGGCGAUGGUCUCACUCCCGAUGGUGAUGCCCACCUGACCGCAUUUGGUGGUGAUUGGCGCGAUAACUUUGUCUUGGAAGAGGCCCCUGAGAAACUCGUCGAGGCUUGGAACAAGUUUCAUUCUAUGGACGUCAAAGCUAUUGCCUUCCACAACUGGAACACUGAUGAAUACACCCAAGGAGGACCCUGUUUCAUGCCUCCCAGAUUUAUGUCAACCUACAUUGAGGAGCUGCGCAAACCCCAUGGCAAUAUCUUCUUCGCAAAUGCUGACUGGGCUCAAGCCUGGCGCAACUUCAUCGACGGUGCUCUCGAGCAGGGUACAUUGAAUGGAAUUGAGAUUCUCAACCAGCUCAGAGAUGAGGACAAGACUGGAAUUCGCAAGACUGACUACCACUUGUAG